This is a messenger RNA of Punctularia strigosozonata HHB-11173 SS5, 1923 nucleotides long. RefSeq lists its product as uncharacterized. The coding region runs from base 1 to 1923 and encodes 640 amino acids. Lineage: Eukaryota; Fungi; Basidiomycota; Agaricomycetes; Corticiales; Punctulariaceae. The transcript has 6 exons. The record is from RefSeq and is a predicted model, not a curated record.
AUGUUGCGGCUGUCCGAAGGCGCUCCGUCCUGGAGUCUCGCCGCUAAUGACAAUGACGGUUCCAGGCUGAGGGCUUUCACUGACCCGACUUUGGUCUUCCCCACAACUCGGCAUGCCCCUCUUACGCGGCCGAUCGCGACCGUGGAUCAGAGCACGGACUCUGGAGCUCAUUACAUCAGGACUUAUCAUCCUGAUGUCGAUAUACCGGCAGAAAUCAUUCGGGACGAGGUGGCAAACGACUACAAGAUCGCCCAAAGCGUUCACAAAUUCGAUCCUUACGAUGGUCAACUCCUGGAUGUCGCAGUUCGGCGGUCGGGAACACGUACAAGAGCAUAUGUCGUCUUUCCUAUGGGCGAUUCAGGCAAAGAACUCAAACCUCUGACUAUCCUGACGUCUCGUCGCAACGGCCUCAUUACCGUAUACGAUGUAUCCCGCGGCGACGGUGGUCUCGUUCAAUCUCACUCGUGGCCGUACGCUCUACCGCCUGUCGUCCCGACAGGAACGAACCUGGGGCACCUCGUCUUCCGACACCCUUUAGAUAGUAACGAAACUCCAGUCGCCUUGUACGGCAUGGAUUCCCGAGGGGGUGUCCACGGUAUGGAACUGGGUUUCGCAGCAGAAGAUGACAUAGGCAGCCUCCCUCCCUCCCGAUACGAUUUCGAAUGGACAGACGACGUACGGUUGCUUGAUGAUGAGUCAAUGAGGAUGAAACCCGAUUACGGGCCCAUGGCGGCUCGAGCGGAGGAGGUCGUCGAUUUUGAACUGGCGUAUAGAGCAUUGCUCGAUAUGCCUGAGGCGGAAUCCGGGGUUGCAGAUACUGUUUACGACAUGCUAGACAGAAUGCCCUCCUUCUGGCAGGAGUCUGAUAUCCCCGUCGAGCAGGCGGUAACAACCUAUGAUGUUGCAUUCCGUUCCGGAGAGGACCCUUCACAAGCCGGUCGCGCGGACUUUCUUUCGGGUAGUGCCCUCAAUUCCGUGCGUGGUUAUCGUGCGUUGACACAGGGGAGGAUACCUAUCGAGGACGUUGCCAAGAAUGCUGGUUGGCACUUCUCCGCUACCAGGUUCCUCCAGCAGUUCGUCGAGGAUAUGGAUGACGAUCCACUCCAAAUGGCACAGAACCUAUCUCGGUACGACCUGGAGCGCAGUGAAUAUAGGCCAGGGGCUUCUAUCCGGAGGGAAAUGGAAGCGCGCGAGCAGCUUGCUCUCGACCUGGCACUCGCAUCCAGCGUCUUCACUGCAGCUCCGAUCAGUCGACAUACUCUGCGGUCGAGAACGAGCGUCGAAGACCUGGAAUCGAUGUCACGGGCGACGGAAGCUAUGACACUUAGUGCGGAUGCCCCUCCGGUCCAGUUCUCCUUCUUGCGGCCUAUAGAGAAGAAAGUGGAAAAUCCAGAGGUUCCUUCAAGCGAUGACCACACCCACACGUCUAAGGGUGUAUGCCCCGCAGGCGUUCGCCUUCUGUUGCGGGAGUGGGAACCCACGAGUUCGACGGCGAAGUAUUCGUAUCAGGAUCCGUACGGUACUCUGGACCAACCCGCGCCUUUGCAACAAUCACGCCCGGCUGCUCAACCCGUUAAGGCCGCCGCGCAGUCCCAGCCCACCCGCGGCAAAGCUUCGCAACCCAAGCAACCGCCGACCAUCGUCCCCGCCGCCGCGAGAACGGGCCAGCAACCUGCCGCAUCCGUACCCACGCCGAUCGCCCCACCUCUCGUAGUCCCUUCCAAACACGAACCACAACGUGCGCCGAGGCGGCAAGCGGGAACGGGACCGCCCCCGGCUUUUGGCACUCAGGUUCAGUCGUCUCAACCGAGUCUGAGCUCGCAGCCGGGCAUGGUCGCGACGCAGGUGUUGCCUGGUCCCUUCGGUGGCCGAGUACCCGUAGCGAAGAAGAAACCUGCUAAGAAAAGGAUGGGCGGGUUCUGA